CCUCCGAGGGCUCAGCUUCUACCUUGUUGGGGUUUCUGCAUGUGGGGACUGGGCCAGGAAGAACUGGGGGGCACCUGCUCAGCUCGACACAAGGGGAAGGGACCCCCCAGUGGGGCAGGCAGCCCCCAAGCAUCUCCUUGGGGUGGUGCGGUUCGUGCCAUCAUGUCCUUGAACUGUCUGCCCCGGAAAUGGUCCCUGGCGCUGGGACCAGUCUGCUUGUUGCUUUUCCUGGGGGUGGCGCUCUUGCUGCUGCAUAGGGCAAGAGAAUGGGCUCAAAUACAAGAGCAGAAGGAAUGCCAGGAACUGAUUUGGCUGCUGGAAUCUAAGAACCUCUUCUUCGGAAACUUCCAGUACCGCAAGACGUCCAGGAAUCAGAAAAGGAUCCGUGCCGUCAAGAAGUGGGAUAUCUGGACUGAGGACAAAAAUAUCUUGGAGCACGUGUUGCUCACGGAGGAAUGCCAGUGGGACCCGGAUGCGGCAGUUGUGGCCCAGUACAGGGCAGAACUGGGGCAAUGUUGCAACGCUUCCUCCUUGCUCAUCCUGACCAAGGAAAACACCCCUCUGGGGUCAAACAUCGUCUUUGGGAAGGACGGACGAAAAGUACCCGUGAGACCUGAGCUGGUGGACCUGCUCCCUGAGAGAUCCACUUUCUCAGAAGUUCAGUACGAGCAUUGUGCUGUGGUGGGCAAUGGCGGGAUCCUGCAGAGAAGCCGUUGCGGGAAAGAGAUUGACCAGGCAGACUUCGUAAUCAGGUUCAGUUUGCCUCCUGCCAGGAAUUCCUCGGAAGAUGUGGGGUCCAAGACGAGUCUGGUGGCCUUGAACCUCAGCAGCCUGGACUCUAAGUACCAGGGCUCCCAGCGGAAGCGUCUUGCGGAUGCCCUGCACCCCUACCGGGACACCCUCCUCCUCCUCCUCCCCACCCUCCAAAGCCGCGCCAGGAAGCCCCCUCUGCACCCGCUGGAGGACUCGGACGUGCUGCAGGGGGCCUCCUUCUUGAACCCCCAGUACUUGGAUGCCCUGGGGAGCUACUGGACCCGCGAGGGCUUCCAGCCCGAGUGCCUCUCGCCCAACUUUGCCUUCGUCAGCCUGGCUCUGCAACUCUGCCAGCGCAUCACUCUCUACGGGUUCUGGCCCUUCGCACACAGCCUGAGCGGCCAGCCCUUCCCACGCCACUCCCAGGUGCGCGUCAGGCCCAGCGAGUUCUCCUGCUACCUGAAGAUGUACCUGCAGGGCAUCCUGAGAUUGCGGCUGGGCAAGUGUCAGUGAGGAACAGGGAAAUAUAUCUCUCUCUGGGGUAAGGAGGAGGUUGCGUUUCCACGCAGACUUCAGUUCCGGCGUGGGCAAGCCAUUUUGGAGAAGCUUUCGGUGUUGCUGGACUCCAUCUCCCAUCUUCCACCAGGAGCGCAGAGGGAUGAUGGGAGCUGGAGUCCGGUGAUACCGCUUGGGGGGACCCCACGGGCUUCUGGAGGUGGAACAGGGUUGUUUCGUACUACUGGAGUCUCCCAAAAUGGGGGAAAGGGGUCCUUUCAGAAGGUUAACGUUGUUCCCCUGCUCUUUUUCUGAGAGUAGAGUUCUGUGAACAGCCUGAACGAAGAACAGGAGGUGGACGUGUACCUCUGCACCCCAGAAAUAAGCGUCAGCCAAUGCUCUUUCAUUGACCUCCAGGACCCAGCCCCAUAACUAGCCCUUCAGUCCAGAGAACCAGCUGGUUGUCAGGGCUUGCAAAACCCCCUUUCGACGCAGCUGCGUCUUCUUUCCCUGUUCUUGGCCCUCUGCCUUUGCCACGAGUGGUCAAAAUGGUCUCAUGGGCCAAAUGAGUAGGGUUGGCUGGCUGCGGGGCCACGCAAACAGAGGUUUCCCCAUCCCCGGAUAAGGGAGGUCGUUGGUGCAUUCCUGGAGGGGACAGUCUCCAAGCCGCGCAAAUGGAGGUACAAGGA
Molecule: messenger RNA, 1937 nt
Organism: Podarcis raffonei (Aeolian wall lizard)
Lineage: Eukaryota; Metazoa; Chordata; Lepidosauria; Squamata; Lacertidae
Product: alpha-N-acetylneuraminide alpha-2,8-sialyltransferase-like
Exons: 8
Coding region: 40-1266 (408 amino acids)
Biological process (GO): N-glycan processing; oligosaccharide metabolic process
Molecular function (GO): alpha-N-acetylneuraminate alpha-2,8-sialyltransferase activity
Source: RefSeq, a predicted model, not a curated record